Rhodamnia argentea is the source of this 1378-nucleotide messenger RNA. Its product is annotated as GDSL esterase/lipase At5g45910-like. Gene Ontology annotation, molecular function: hydrolase activity, acting on ester bonds. The transcript is spliced from 5 exons. The record is from RefSeq and is a predicted model, not a curated record. Lineage: Eukaryota; Viridiplantae; Streptophyta; Magnoliopsida; Myrtales; Myrtaceae. Bases 112 to 1212 code for a protein of 366 amino acids.
UCCAAUGCCUAAAUUGGGAAGGCGAGGUUCACUCUAUGAGAUAAACAUAAGGGCUCAAGCUCAACCCUAAGCAGACUAUUCCUUCAUCCAGAUUCUCUAGCAUUGCUCGACAUGAAAGCCAUGAAGAUACUAGUCUUCUUCUUGCUCUGCUGCCUCUCCUCGGAGUCUGUUUUGUCCGCUCGUUAUGAGGCGAUCUUCAACUUCGGUGACUCUCUGAGCGACACGGGAAACUUCCUCCGUUCUGGGGCACUCGCGUUUCCGGUCAUCGGGAAGCUCCCUUAUGGCCAGACUUUCUUCCGCCACGCGACCGGUCGAUGCUCAGACGGACGCCUUAUUGUCGAUUUCAUAGCUGAAGCAUUUGGACUGCCUCAUCUUCCACCAUAUCUAGCUGUAGCCAAAGGUCCACAUGUCCGUGCCGGAGUGAACUUCGCAGUUGCCGGUGCCACAGCACUCGACUCGUCUUUCUUCUAUGCUCAAAAGAUUGGGCCACUGUUGUGGACCAACGACUCGUUGAGUGUUCAGCUUCGCUGGUUCAGGAACUUGAAGUCUUCUCUCUGCACCACCAAACAUGAAUGUGAAGAGUACUUUAAGAAGUCUCUGUUUCUGGUGGGGGAGAUUGGUGGCAAUGACUACAACUAUCCCUCUUUUGUCGGUGGAAGCAUUAAACAGCUGCAUGCUUUGGUACCGCCAGUGGUUGGAGCCAUCACUCGUGCCGUCAGCAUGUUGAUAGAAGAAGGGGCUGUGGAUCUCGUGGUGCCGGGAAACUUGCCGGUAGGCUGCUCCGCGGUGUAUCUAACUUUGUUUCGCAACCCCGAUAGGUCGGCUUAUGACCCGAGAACCGGAUGUCUUAGGGCUUAUAAUGCUUUUGCCAAGUAUCACAAUAACUACCUUAAGCAAGAACUGCAAAAUUUGAGAGAACAAUACCCUCAUGCAAGAAUCAUGUACGCUGAUUAUUACAGCGCCUCCAAGUCUAUCUAUCAUACUCCCAAGCACUACGGCUUUUAUGGAGGGACACUGAGGGCCUGUUGUGGAGGAGGUGGUCCGUACAACUUCAAUAAUUCAGCGAGGUGCGGUCACACCGGCUCGACCGCUUGCAGAGAUCCGUCGGCUUUCGUCAAUUGGGACGGGAUUCACUUGACCGAGUCCGCUUAUCAUCACAUCGCCAAAGGGUUGAUCUACGGCGGCUUCACAUCUCCGCCACUCCUAACUUAAUUUAACUGUUUACAUCACAACCCUUUUUACGAACGAGGAUGGUAAACUGAAUGUUUUGUUUAUGGAGCCUCAUACUUUGCCUUUUUGGUCUCGUUCUUUCGAGCCUUAGGGUUUGGAUUGAGAAUUGGAGUGCUACAAUAAAGUGUGACGAUCUAAUUGAAUAGUU